AAAUCACUGUUUUUUUGUCCUAAGAGAAAUCCAAGGUAAUGUGUCAAAACCCACAUCAAUUCCAAGUGGUCCAUCCAUCAAAGAAAAAGUCCCAACUCAUGGCUGUCAAAGUUAAAGGUUUGCCGUAUGUUGGCAAUUGUGAUGAGUCUCUGAUUAUCAUCAUACCUAACUGUUUCUUGCAUUCAGCUAAACCAAGGCUGCAAUUCUAGACUGAGCCAUGGCUGGGUAUGGUGCAAGAGUAGUGGUGCCCAUAGACUUGAAGAAAAAGCCAUGGGAACAGAAACAUCCCCUCCACAACCGGUGGCACCCCGACAUACCGGCUGUUGCAGAGGUUAAGGAGGGAGAGCUUUUCAGAGUCGAAAUGGUGGAUUUCAGUGGAGGUGGAAUUACAAAGGACUACUCUGCUGAUGAUGUCAAGCAUGCUGAUCCAUCUAUUGUGAGUUAUAGUUCAAUCUUCUGUCUUUCAGUUUCUAAUUCCAACUUCUACUGCUGGUGCUUAAAAGCAAAUACCUCCAUGAAAAAUAAUAGCUCCAAAUCGAAUGUCAGGCACAAAUUUACGCUGCUAGAACAUAGGACUUUUCCUAUAGACUGUAAAUUCUGAACAGUUUUCAAGCAAACAAUUUCACUGUUUCUGAUAAGCAAUUUUAUCUGCAAUUACUUGGUUGCCUUUU
This is a messenger RNA of Theobroma cacao (cacao), 671 nucleotides long. The record is from RefSeq and is a predicted model, not a curated record. NCBI's taxonomy places the organism in Eukaryota, Viridiplantae, Streptophyta, Magnoliopsida, Malvales, Malvaceae.